Prorocentrum cordatum is the source of this 7674-nucleotide messenger RNA. Lineage: Eukaryota; Dinophyceae; Prorocentrales; Prorocentraceae. The record is from the annotation of a GenBank genome assembly.
AUGGUUAUGAUGACGAUCAUUUCUCUCGUGCGUGCUGCCUGGCCGUUCGGCCACCAGGAGGAGGAGAGCACCAGAGGUCUUACGACUCUGGUAGCGGAGCCGGUGGGCUCUGCAGGGUCGGCUGCAAGUCCGGCCGGCUCUGCGUGCGACGUGGGCGGCGAGAGGCCGCAGCGUGGCGACCACGGCAAUGGGGUUGACAAGAUCGUGCUGCUCAUCGGUCUCCUCGGCAUCCUGAUCAACGUAGCGGGCUCGGCAGAGCCCCUGGGCUUCAGGCCCAAGACGCCGCAGCGCGGCCAGCGCAUCGGCGAGUCGCGGCUACCGGCGCCACAGUGGGGACAACAUCACGAGCAGAACGUACAGGGUCUGCCGGCGGCAGAGCUGGCACAGCAGAGCACAUCCAAGGUCCCGCCGUUCUGGGCUCCGUACCUCGAGCAGCGCGGGUACCCCUUCAGGCUGUGGGUCCAGGACGUGAUGCUGUGGUGCGCGGCGACGGAGCUGCAGCAGCACCAGCGCGGCCCGGCAAUCGUCCAGCGGCUCGGCGGCACGGCGAGGGACCUCUGCCGCGAGGUGCCGGUCGAGGCCAUCGCUCACGGCAGGUUCGACCAGCUCGGCAACCUGGUCGAGGACGGAGUGCAGAUGCUGAUCACCGGACUCAGGCGGCGCUUUGGCCCGCUCGACGUCCAGUCAUCGAUCAGCACCAUCGUCGAGCUUCUCACAUUCCGCAGGCAGGAGCGGGAGAGCGUCGAUGACGCGAUCACGCGCUUCGAGGCUCUGCGCGCCCGAGUGGCGCAGCUGGACGACCCGUUCGUGCUGCCGACGCCGGUGCUCUCGCUGUUGUUUCUGGAGGCCCUGCAUGUGCCCAAGGCUGUGUACCCCCUGGUGCUGCAGUCCAACAGCGGCCAGCUGCCAUUGACGAUCGAUCAGCUGAACAGCGUGAUCGGGAUGGUGCGGCAGCAGGGCCACUUCGCGGAGCACACCCACGCAGGACCUCAGAACUUGGCUGAAGGGUACCGCGGCAAAGGAUAUCACGGUCAUCAUUGGUUCACGGGCGAGAAUGACAGCGGCGCAAACACCUGGAACGACACGGCCGCCUACAUGUAUGGUCAGAACGCAGCCAGCGUGGCAGGGAGCGCUGGAUCUGCACCACAGCACUACGUGGUCCAGGACGACGAGGGCUACGAUUGUUGCGCCGAAGAACUGCAGGAGUAUUAUGGUGACUCCGAGGGCUGGGACUACGACACCCUGCUACAUGAGUACCUGUUCGCGAAGCGCAGGUUUCGCCACUUCGUCCAACGGAACAGCCGCCGCUCUCGGUUCCCGCGCAGCAACUGGUCUCUACGCAUGAACAGCGGCAAGGGCGGCAGCAGCUUUGGACGCGGGCGAGGCCACGGCAAGGGAUACCACUUCGGCGGAUCGGUGGUGAACCCAGGCUCACUGGCGGGAGGAAAAGGUAAGAAGAAGAAGGGCGGCAAGCGCUACAUGGCUGGCACGCCCGGCGCCACCAAUCCCCGAGGCAGUGACGGCCGCACGAUGCGGUGUCACGAGUGCGACUCGGAGACUCACCUCGUGGCCGCCUGUCCCAAGCGCAAGGGCAAGGGCAAAGGCAAGCACUUCAUGUCCUGGAACACUGGCAGCGCCGCGACGGGGACGCAGCAGGCCGGGGCUCCAGCCGCCGACCCAACGUUGGCCGCCUAUGCGCCCGUGCCCGCGCAGCCGCGGACUGGAGCCUUGUCUGGAGUGCUGCACUGGUUCACUGAGGACGCCAGGACGCCCGGCCUGCAGAUCGACGAUCUUGACGAGGACACCUCCCGCGAGGCUCUGAGCUGGGAGACCCUUGACAUGCGCGACAACGUCGCGGAGCACGACAUACUGACGGAGAUCCAGGCCAGCAUGCAGGACCGAGCUGUGGAGGAGCAGCCUCCGGCGACAGUUGGGCGAUCAGCGGCCGUGACCAGCCCGACAUGGUUCCCAUGGUGGCGAGUGGAUCAGUUCGAGAACGCCAGCGGGGAGACCUACUUGGUUCGCACCCGCAUGAAGGACAGGAGUGGCGAGGCUCUGCUGGUGGACCCCGGGAGCCCAGGCAACCUUACUGGCGACGAGUGGGGCAACAGGAUGGCAGCGCGACAGCAGCAGGCAGGACGUCCACCGCCUGUCCGCACCCCACUUGACCGGGUGCUUGAGGUUGGUGGUGUGGGCUCAGGAUCUCAGCAGGCCACGCGCGCCCAUCGCUAUCAACUGGCGCUGCAGGGAGGACAAGCCGCGACCUACGAGGCGCCGGUGCUCCCGAACAGCAGCGUGCCGGCACUGCUCGGGCGAGCAUCGCUGCGGGACCAGCGCAUACUGCUCGACUGCUUCAACAAUCGCAUGUACCGCAUCGGCCCGGGCGGCUACUCUCUGCAGCUGAGCCCAGGAUCAUCGCAGUACCAUCUGGAAGAGAGCCACGCCGACGGGAACAUCGGGGAGUUCGGGACCCACGAGGACGAUGGCAUCGGCGACUUCGACGACAUCAGAUUCGACAUCCUUACCUGCAGCAACCGCACCGACCACCGCGCCCACCAGGACGGCAAGCAGGAAGACCACUACUGCGACGUCAUCCGGCAGCGGGAAGUACAGGGGAGACCGCCAUCGGCAUGGGUGUUCGGCGACUUGCAGAACCUGUGCCAGAACGCGCUGCACGGAUGCGGAUAUGCGGUGGGUCGCAACUGUGAUGUUCACAGAUUCCUCGGGCAGGAGGAUAAGUGGGCGGAUUCCUUGCGCCACCAGCAGCCGGAGCUCGUUUGGAUCAGCCUGGCUCAGCCGGGCACGUCGCGAGGCACUCACAACGACAAGCGAGCCAAGCGCUUCGAAUGUAAGAUCGCUCGAGCUCAACUUGAAGGGAAUCGCUGCUGCAUCGUCGAGGCGGACGAGGGCAGCGCGGCGUGGGACAUGCCCGACAUCCUGGAGCUGCUGGACGUGAGCGCGCUGACCGCGAGCUUUCCCACCGAGCAGAGGACGCGCGACAAGGCGCGCAAGGCAGCAGACCCGGAGCGCAAGGUGAAGAAGAGGCCACAGACAGUGGAGCAGGUCUUCGACGACUGCGGCUCCGAUUUCACGAAACUCUACGUAGCGAACGAAUGCGAGCUGGACGAGGUGUGCUACGGCGCCGAGCUCAGGGAGGACCAGCACAUCGAUGAGCAACCGUACAUCAUGAUGUCCGAGUUCUUUGGCAUGAUCGGCUCGGAGGCGCACCUGAACGAGAAAGACGAGCAGCAGAAAUUCUUCAGCUCAGUCAAGGAUAUGGACACACACAUGAACCUCUACUACGGCCACCUGCAGCGCGACGACGUCGCGGCGCAUCUGGAACAACCCGGCUACUCGUGCGACGAGACAUCAGUGGGGCUGGCCCGCAUCGCCGCUGCAGCGGCGUGCACUCAGAUGGACGCCGGACGCCACUUUGUGUCGGAGCAGCCGUUGGGCAGCGACUUCUACAAGCUCGACGACUGGCAAUGCAUCGCCAACAACUACGCGCUGGCGUGGUGCCAAGUCGACCAGUGCAUGGCCGGCAAGAUCGGGCGGCGAACGGGACUACCGAUCAAGAAGUCCUCUGAGUUCUGGGCUUCGGACGAGCGCCUGCUCGCCGGACCCCAUCCAGAGCGUGACAAAUGGCGACUAGAGAACCCCAAGGAUCACGCGGAGUGGGCGAUUGGCAUCUGCCGGGAGCUGGCGGCGAGCAUCUCCCAGAUGGUGGAGCGCGUGAGUGCCCGGCUUGCCGGAGUGGUCGCGCGGCCUCAGACGCACGACAUACCCGAAUACCUGGAGAAUGCCGAGCAGACAGUGUUCUCCCAAGAGCAGUUGGACCUCGAGAGCUACGACCGAGACAACCACCAGACUGCGAGGAGCCGACUGCGAACCAGGCACCGAGCGCCGCGCGAGCCGACGCGCCAGAUGCCGAACCUGAACCGCCACUGCCUCCACCUGUGCCUGCGGAGCGUCGACCUCGAGUGGCUCGAGCGCGGCGCCUCGGGAUCGGCGGACGCCAUCGGCGAUGCGCCCGUCGCGGAGCAGCCGGCUGCGGCCCCAGCCGCGCCGGCCCGAGAGCUGCUGACCAAGGCCGGCGCUCCUGCCUCUACGCUGGCCCUGGUGAAGGAGAUCUGCGACACGUGCCGGGUGUGUAGGCUAUGGACGAGACCGGGACCGAAGAGCAUGACGAUCUCUCGGCUCGCGACGGGUUUCAACGAGAUGGUGCAGUGGGACAUCCCCUACAUCGGCGAACAGAUGGUAGCACAUAUGAUCGAUGAGGCGACCCGCUGGACGGUGCUGUACAUUCUGGAACGCAAGACAGCGAUCAUGAUUAUCGCCGGCAUCACUCAGGGAUGGCUACGCCCUCAUGGCCCCAUGAAGCUGCUGAUUGCCGACAUCGAGGGCGGUCUCCAUGGCGAGGAGGCGUACCAGUGGCUGGACCGCUGGGGCAUUGAGAUGAAGGCCAAAGAGGAGGGCUCGCACGCGCAGCUGGUGGAACGCCAUCACGACCUAGUGCGCAAGAUCAUACACCGCGUGCAGGCCCAGCUUGCGGAAGAAGGCAUUGUGAUGCCGUUGGAGAUCGUGAUCAUGGAGUGUGCCCUCAUCAAGAACCUUCUCAUCACCGUGGCUGGCUACAGCCCUUACCAGGCGGUGCACGGCCAACUUCCGCCCCUGCUCGCCGAGUUCGAGCCGGUGAGCGACUGCCAGAUCGACGACCAAUCGGCUGGCAUUCCAGGGAUCUCCCGACACCAUCAUCGGCUCCGCGAAGUCGCAAUACAAGCCAUGGUGGAGAUGACUGCGAAGGACAGGCUGAGGCGCGCACUGCGAUCCAAGACGCGCGCCCCGCACGAGGCGCUGCAGCUGGUGGUCGGCGACCAGGUUGACUUCCACCGGCCGCCGAGCACGAAGGAGGAGUCGGGAUGGCGCGGCCCGGCGACCUUGUUGCAGGUCGGACCUCCAGUGCUCAUUCGAUGGCAGGGCCGAGUAUUUCAAGUGCGACCUCAGGACCUUCGGCGAAGCCUCGUUUACUUCGUGAUGUUCACGAAUAACAUCUUCUUCGAGGCAGGAUCGCGCGACCCGGUGGCCACCAUCAUGAGCUACGCGGACCAGCUGGACAGCAAGGUCGUGCGCGUCGGGUGGCUCUUCGACGCCGGGUGGAAGCGGACCGCGGACAGCCAGAAGCUCAGCGAGUUGGUCCUGGCGGUGUUGCACGUUGCCGCCAGUGGCUUCUACCUGGUGGGGUGCAUCGGCGCGCGAGUGGGCAAUGGCGUGUCCGUGCUCGAGGGAAUGGUCGGAUGCGACCACAGCUUCCUGUGGUGGUGGCGACGCGGACGCCCAGAGCUGUCUUGGUACCACGAGGCGUCGGGAUCUGCUCGACUGAAGUUGGCUCCGAUAUUUGGCAAGGAACACUGGCGGGACGUCAGCUUCGUGCAGUUCAUCAUGACAGACGACGAGUCCGUUCGCGAACUUCGGCGACGUGAACCCGAGGAGCCGCCGGAGCUUCAGGAGGAAGACUUCGACAUGACCUGGCAGGACAAGCCGAUAUCCGACACGAGCAUACCGAGUGCAGGCGAGCCAGCGGCGGCAGCUGAGGCUCCUGCACCCCUGCAUGAGCCAGUGCCCCCGAUCAAAGAUGAUGGUGGCAAGAACGACGACGGCGAUUCGGACAGCGACGCGACCCAGGAGUACUUGUUCGCGAGCUGGCAGCACCUGAAGGAGCAGGCCGCUCUGCCUGCUGUUGACACCGAGUGCGCUCAGAACGACUUCUUCUUCGCAGCCCCUGACGCAGAUCACGUGUCGGAGGCAGUAGAGGAUGAUUCUUCGAAUUCCCGACCCGACUGCGUCGAGAUCGGCAUAGGUGCGCCGCUCAUGUACUGGGUGCACCCUGAGGUGGAGCACAUACGACGACCUGGGUCAGGGGAGAUCUACAUCCUGCGCGUCUACAACACGGGCAAGCGCGAGACUGUCGUCGAGCGUGAGAUGAACGUGCUCACGCUGGAAGAGGCCCGAGCUCACGAAGUUGAAGUACGUCAGGCCAUGAAGGACCAGGCGACUAACAUCAUCGACUCGCGCUGGGUGCUCAAGUGGAAGGAGAUCGACGGCAAGAAGCAGGUGCGCGCGAGGCUCACGGUGAGAGGCUUCAAGGACAUGCAGUCACCGGAGCUGUCCACUUUUGCGGGUACUACGACACGAUGGGGACAACGACUGGUGAAUCAGGUGACUGCACAGCGCAAGUGGCGAUUAUUCUCAGCGGACAUCAGCCAGGCGUUCUUGCGCGGUCUCACCUUCGAGCAGGUUGCCGCCAUGGACGGCGAGGUCAAGCGGAAGGUACAGUUCACGAUGCCGCCAGGAUCGAUCCCAGUCCUCCGGCAGCUGGAGGGCUACGAGGACUACAACCCUGUGACAGAGGUGUUGUUGCUCCUGCGCUGCGGCUUCGGCCUGAAGGACGCGCCGAGGCUGUGGCAGGUCAUGUUGAAGCAAGUGCCGGAGAAAACAGGAGGCAAGGCGCUCAUCAGCGACCCGCAGACCUACGUGUACCACGACGCGAAGGGCGAGCUGCAGAUGAUCAUGUCCUCGCACGUGGACGACCUCAAGGGCGGCGGCGAGGACCACCUGCGGGAGAAGGUACUGAGCAUGAUCGAGAGCGAGUUUGGGAAGUUGAAGCGCCAGUACGACUGCUUUGAGUGCAUUGGCAUCAUGCACGAGCAGGACGCUGUGACCAAGGCCAUUUGGACGCAUCAGCAGCACUACGUUCAGCAGCUGCGACCGCUCCAGGAAGAUCAGUAUGUGAUGGAGAACGAAGAUGGCCAGGUGAGCGUGGAGACCCACGCGGCGCAUAUGUCGCUGCUCGGGGGGAUCGCAUGGAUGACGCAGACGAUGGCGCCCAUUGCAGUGUACGUCAGCUAUCUCCAGCGGCAGGCCAAGAAGCCGUCGGUCGGAGACAUCCGGAAGAUCAACAGGCUGCUGAAGUGGAUCAUGGUGAACUCGAAUCAGCUCGGAGUUCGGUUCAUCGAGUUGGACAUGACACGAGUGCGGCUGGCCGUCGUCAGCGACUCAGCCUUCCACGCCAUGGAGUUCGAAGGCUUGGCGAUCCGAGGAUGUGUGAUCAUGCUGCUGGAGUCCGACGACGAUGUGCUUCAAACCAAAUCGACGUACAGGAUCGUGAUGCUUGACUGGUACAGCAGAAAGCAGAACAACGUAGUCAGGUCCACCUACGCCGCCGAGCUCAUGGCGUUGUUGGACGCACUCGGCACCGGCACCCUUAUGAAUGUGGCAUUGACCGAGAUCAGUGAAGGAGUAUGCACGGCGAACCAGAUGCGAGUGCGGCAGGAGGCCGGCGACCUAGUAUUGAAGAUGAUCGCGGCCAUCGACGCGAAGGCAGUGUUCGACGCCGUCUCCGCCGCCACCAUCGAGGUGACCACGGACAAGCGUAUGUUCGUGCCGACGCUCGCAGUGCGUGAGCAGAUCGACCGCCUCCAGCUGGCACAGCUCAGCUGGAUCGACACCGUGGACAUGCUGGCGGGCGGGCUGACGAAGGGCGAGCUCGACCGGACGGCCCUCGUGAAGCUGGGCUUCAGCAAUGAGUGGCGCUUGAGCGGGCUGCAGCCAGUGGCCUUCUCAGUGCGCAGUGUGCUGGAGUGCCGCGCAGAGCGCUCGAAUUCCCGACCCGAGUGA